UGUGUCUCUGUCUGUGUGUGUCUCUGUGAGUGGGUCUCUGUGAGUCUGUGUGUGUGUCUGUCUGUUUGUUUCUCUGUGUGUGUCUCAGUGUGUCUGUCUGAUAGUUUCUCUGUGUCUCUGUGUGUGUCUGUCUGUUUGUUUCUCUGUGUGUGUCUCUAUGUGUGUGUCUGUCUGUGUGUGUCUCUGUGUGUGUCUCUGUGGGUCUCUGUGAGUCUGUGUGUGUGUCUGUCUGUUUGUUUCUCUGUGUGUGUCUCAGUGUGUCUGUCUGAUAGUUUCUCUGUGUCUCUGUGUGUGUGUCUGUCUGUUUGUUUCUCUGUGUGUGUCUCUAUGUGUGUGUCUGUCUGUGUGUGUCUGUGUGUGUGUGUGUGUGCAGUGAGAUCAGUGUCAUGGCGGACACCAGCAUCAUGUCGGUUUGUUGUCGAGCGUCAGUUCUCGCUCUUUGUUUCCUCGUCUGCUUCCUUCAGGUUCUCAUCCAAGGACAAGUUUUCCUUCGGGCUCCGCAGGCGCAUCACGUUCUGCUGAGAACCCGACGGGCCAACUGGCUGCGUGUGGAGGAGGUUCUGCCGGGGAACCUGGAGAGGGAGUGCUACGAGGAGCGCUGCAGCUUCGAGGAGGCGCGGGAAUGUUUCGAAGACACAGAGAAGACGAACUCCUUCUGGACUCUUUACUACGGUGAGAGUUCAGGCUCCACGCUGCAGGAAGACGGGGAUCAGUGCGAGCCCAACCCCUGCCUCCACUCAGGAAACUGCACCGACCUAGUGGGCGGGUUCCAGUGCUCCUGCCCCGCCCCCUUCUCAGGAACCCACUGUGACCAGUGGGACGCAGAACGACUCCCGGCCACCGCGCUGCAAGUCUACGCACCAGGUGCAGAAUGUCCGACCGGCGGUCCGACCGCCUGUCACCAGACCUGCACGCUGACCCACCACGCCCCCUCCUUCACCUGCUCCUGCACCAAGGGAUUCAAACUACAGACCGACCGGCGCAGCUGCGUGCCUGAAGGGGCGUUUCCCUGCGGACGACUUCCUGGCAACGCGACCACGUCUACGUCCUGUCAUGGAAACUGUCCCUGGCAGUCGAGCUCCUGUGGUGCGUUUGUGUUCCGCCUCCAGGUGACGGUGCUGAACAGUCGGGGGGCGGAGCUGUGUGGGGGCGCGGUGCUGGGGCGGCGCUCCAUCCUGACCGCCGCCCGCUGCCUCGUGCUCGACUCGGGAUCUGAACCGCGAGCGUCCGACCUCCGCGUGCUCGCCGGCAACAGGCUCCUCCCCCUCCGAGAUCUGAAGAUCCAUAACCUUUUUCGAUUAGAUCACCAUGACAACGACCUCGCCCUCCUGGAGCUGGCCCGCCCCCUGCGCUUUGGCCCCUCCCUCCUCCACCUCUGCCUGCCCACCAAGGACUUCAGCGAAAACAUCCUGAUGCAUUCUGGGAGGACGGGCGUAGCCGGGAACCAGGAGCUGGUCUACCUGACGCUGGACGAGUGUCGCGCUGCAGCAAGCGGCCAGCGGCCAAUCAGCAACAAGAUGUUCUGCAUGCGGCGGCGCAGCGUCCAGGAGGCGGAGCCACACGAGAUCGGCCCUUUAAUGGACAGGAGGCAGGAACGACCUGUGAGGAAGGAAAAUGGCCGCCAGAAUCCCUACAGUCAUGGUGGACACCAGGGGGCGCCAGUCGGAGCCACAUUUAAAAACAGCAGCAGUUUGAAUAGUGACGAUCCGACGCCUUCAGGAUCAGACGCUGGUUCGAGGUCAGAGGUCGGCGGCGGCGGCAGGCGUAGCAGCGGACCGUUUCCAGGAUCGCCCGUCGCCACGGUGGACCGGGGGACGGCGUUUCUGACCGGGCUGAUGAUCUCGACUCCCGCAGCCAGCGACAGCCUCGUGUUCACGAAACUGUCCCGCUACCUGACCUGGAUCAAACCCAGUCUGGAGGCGGCCGAGAAUCGAAUGACGCCUCAAGUCCACCAUUAUCCAGAGUCCCGCUAGCAACUCGCUAGCAACUCGCUAACAGCUCGCUAGCAACUCGCUAGCAACUCGCUAACAACUCGCUAGCAACUCGCUAACAGCUCGCCAGCAGCUCGCUAACAACUCGCUAAAACUGCACCAUCUUUGAAACGCUCAGCUGAUGAGCUGGUUUUCUUCAAAAGAUUCAUCUUUACUAACAACUUGACUAAUGCAGGUGAAAAUAUUAAAUAGUUAAAAUUCCGAAUAAAUUAUAACGAAUAAAUAGAGACUUUUAAUUGAUUGAAACAUGUUUAAUGUGAAGCAGGAACUUCAACUUCCUGUCAAUCCCUCGUCAGGCUGAACCCUCACGCCUCACUCCGAGUCAUACAUUAUUAAACAUUAAUAUGUGAAUUAUUAUUGAUGAAAAAUUCAAACUGAAUAAAAAAACGUGAGUUUGUGAAAAUCUUUUUUUUCUUUUUGACCUGAAAAAACUCAAUUUUAUUUAAUGUAAAUUCUCAGUUUUUGUUUAUUUAACAUCUGUAAAGUAGAAAAGUCAAAAUAUUAAAAUGUGACUGAAGAAAAACUCGAUAAGAAUAAAAUGUCUUGUGUCUCUAAA
Messenger RNA from Platichthys flesus (European flounder), 2547 nucleotides. RefSeq names its product protein Z, vitamin K-dependent plasma glycoprotein b (gene prozb). The transcript is spliced from 8 exons. NCBI's taxonomy places the organism in Eukaryota, Metazoa, Chordata, Actinopteri, Pleuronectiformes, Pleuronectidae. Bases 387 to 1973 code for a protein of 528 amino acids. The record is from RefSeq and is a predicted model, not a curated record. Gene Ontology annotation, cellular component: extracellular region. Gene Ontology annotation, molecular function: calcium ion binding; serine-type endopeptidase activity. Gene Ontology annotation, biological process: blood coagulation; proteolysis.